This is a messenger RNA of Tachysurus fulvidraco (yellow catfish), 2238 nucleotides long. It is a transcript of the gene cngb3.2, whose product is annotated as cyclic nucleotide-gated cation channel beta-3. The transcript has 18 exons. Gene Ontology annotation, cellular component: intracellular cyclic nucleotide activated cation channel complex; plasma membrane; photoreceptor outer segment. Gene Ontology annotation, biological process: monoatomic cation transmembrane transport. Gene Ontology annotation, molecular function: intracellularly cGMP-activated cation channel activity; protein-containing complex binding; cGMP binding. The record is from RefSeq and is a predicted model, not a curated record. NCBI's taxonomy places the organism in Eukaryota, Metazoa, Chordata, Actinopteri, Siluriformes, Bagridae. Bases 1 to 2238 code for a protein of 745 amino acids.
AUGUUUCGCACUCUUAGAAAACUGAUCAGGGGUCCUGUGCUAGCUCCUUCACCAGCCACAACACCCAAUCCUUCCCCAACACCAGCACCUACCCCAGCUCCUACACCGACUAAAGCUCCUGGAAUGACCCCAACUGCUGCAUCUACCACAGCUCCUGCACCAGCUCCAUUAACUCAGCCAAUUAAGGAUGAAAAGCCUGCAGUCAAACAAAUUGAAGCCGAGAAAGUAGAAGAAAGCCCUGCUCAAGCACCAACACCUGCACCUGCUGCUGAGCCAAAACCAGAAGACAAGCCUGUAAAAGAUCAGCCACCAGCUGAUAAACAAGAAGCACAGCCAUCUCUACCAUGUCCAGUUGUAAUAAACACAUACUCUGAUGCACAGCUUCGAAAAGUAAUCCACCAGAUGCGACAACGUACACAAAUGUUCAAAGAAAAAGUCAUAGACCCCUAUGCAUCCUCACCUGAGCACAGCCCUCCAGUCACACCUGUUUUGAGAAAAAAAGAUUUCAUAAAAAAGCAAGAGGAAGAGAGAAAAAGAAAAGAGGAGGAGGAGAGGACCAAAAAGGAGGAGGAGGCAAAGAAAGAAGCAGCAAAAGCCAAGGAAAAGAAAGAGAAGGAAGAAAGGAAAGAUGAUAAAAUAAAAGACGAGAAGAAAGAAGAGAUCAAAUGCACCUGCCUAGACUCAGUGCUGAAACCAAUUGAAGACAGAAUGGACAAUGUGUUGGGCACAUCCAUAGAUUCGUUCACAGAUCGGCGGUACAUCACUUGGCUUAGCCUGGUGACUAUUGCUUUCAGCUACAACCUUUGGUUCAUACCAGUCCGUAUGACGUUCCCCUAUCACACUCCUACCUCAAUCCCUCUGUGGUUUACUGGAGAUGUUCUAGCUGACCUCAUCUACAUCAUUGAUAUGAUCAUCUUCCAGCCAAGGCUGCAGUUCUGCAAGAGUGGAGAUAUCAUCUAUGACCGAGCUGUUAUUAAGAAGCAUUACAGAGCCUCCCCAAAAUUUCAGUAUGAUCUGAUAUCAGUCUUACCUCUGGACAUCUUGUAUAUUCCAUUUGGAUUCCAGUCCAUUUUCAGGAUUAAUCGCAUCAUGAGGUUUGAGGCUUUUUUUGAGUUCAGUGAUCGGCUUGAGGGUAUCAUGACAAAGGCAUACAUCUGGAGAGUAAUUCGCACCAUUGGGUAUCUACUGUUCGCGCUUCAUAUCAACUCGUGCUUUUACUAUGUGGCAUCUGCUUACCAAGGCAUUGGUUCAACAAAGUGGGUCUACAGUGGAGAAGGCAGUGCGUACUUGCGCUGUUACUAUUUUGCUGUGCGGACCCUGAUCAACAUUGGUGGACUACCUGAGCCUUACACUGUUUUUGAGAUCAUAUUUCAGUUGACAAACUUUUUUGUUGGUGUUUUUGUCUUCUCGAGUUUAAUUGGACAGAUGAGAGAUGUCAUUGGGGCUGCCACUGCUGGUCAGACAUACUUCCGUGCCUCUAUGGAUGUAUGUGUAUCGUAUAUGGUGACUAAUCGUAUUCCAAAGCUGGUACAACACAGAGUCCGUACAUGGUACAACUACACCUGGGACUCACAGGGCAUGCUGGACGAGUCAGAGUUGCUAGAACAAAUGCCACUGGUAAUGAGAACGGCCAUCGCUGUAGACAUCAACCUCACCACUUUCCAGAAGAUCGAUCUGUUUAAGGGAUGUGAUAACCAGAUGCUGGUGGACAUGUUGCUGAGGCUGAAGUCUAUAGUGUAUCUGCCAGGAGAUUAUGUGUGUAAGAAGGGUGACAUUGGUAAAGAGAUGUACAUCAUCAAAGCUGGAGAGGUGCAGGUUGUUGGUGGCCCUGACAACAAGAUUGUUUUUGUGACACUGAAGGCGGGCUGUGUGUUUGGUGAGAUCAGUCUUCUGCAAUCUUCAGCAAAUGGAGGCAACAGGAGAACUGCUAAUGUGGCAGCUCAUGGAUUCGCUAACCUUUUUGUGCUGGAUAAGAAAGACCUCAAUGACAUUCUAAUUCAUUACCCAGAUUCCCAGAAACUUUUGGCCAGGAAAGGAAGGAAAUUAAUGAAGGCCAAAGGUCCAGCUUCAGCUAAAGAAGAAGGGGAGAAAAAGAAAGGACUGGAGCUGUUUAGACCCAAACCUCCCACUCCUCAAAUGCUACGGGCUUUUGGAAGAUUCAACAAAAAAACAUUUAUGGAAAAACUUAAGCUUGGUGACUUGGAGCUCCAAGUAGGUAAAAUGCCCUUGCUGGUGUAG